AUGGAUCCCGAUGUUCAAUGUUCAGUCUCUUCACGAGACGAGCGGCUGUACGCGGAAAUGGAAGAAAUGAGGAGUCCUAUAAAAGAAGCCGUGGAUGUGUUUGGCCUCUCCGGUUCAACUCGCAUUGAAAUCACAAGUCCGCAAACACCAGACAUUUCAAUGUGUCUGUCCGAGAAGGUAACAUCAUUGGAAGUUCAUAUGAAUGCACUGAAAAAUCGCCUCGUCUUCAUGAAAAAUGGAAUGAGUAAGGUAUACCGGAACGAACUCUUCACUUAUGAUCUUACGAAGCCGAAACCGACAGUGAUCCACAGGCCUUCUUCAAAAAUCCAAUCUUUUCGGAAGUUCCUCGGGUUGGCUGUGUCUGAGAGCCAUGUGCAACGGUGCAACACACGAUUUCGUGAAUUUAAGUUCAAGUACAUUUACUCUCCGGUUAUUGGCCUUAUCCGAGCAGUGAAGAAUGAAGACGGUUGCCGGGUUGAACGGGGAAAAGUCUAUAUGUUCAACGUAAAAGAUAGCAGAACGCCAAGCUAUCGUGAAUCGAACGCUCCGGCAAUAGUUGCUAUCACUGCGACCAAACGCCAAGAACUCCCAAAUCUACUCUACACAUACAUUGACGAAGAAAAUCAGUUGAAGAUUGCCCGUAAAUUUAAAAUUGAUGUCACCCAGUUCAAAAAUGAUUCCAAGAGAUUACAAGAUUACACCUUCCAAGACAGCUUCUUAGGAAAAGUUGAUUUUCCUCGAGAACAUCAGAAAUCUUUCCUUAAGAUUAUCGAAGAACAAGGAUUGAGAGGCGAAAUCGAAAUUGAAUUAAUUGUGGGAUUGUACGAAGACUAUGUAAGAAGGAAUCGCAGAAUCGUCGAAAACGUAAUAUUUUUGGUGACAAAAUUAAAGUCGGUUAAUUUUACUCAAAAAAUUUCGAUUUCUUAA
This is a messenger RNA of Caenorhabditis elegans, 927 nucleotides long. It is a transcript of the gene T05E12.9, whose product is annotated as Polynucleotide 5'-triphosphatase. The record is from RefSeq and is marked reviewed. NCBI's taxonomy places the organism in Eukaryota, Metazoa, Nematoda, Chromadorea, Rhabditida, Rhabditidae. The transcript is spliced from 7 exons. The coding region runs from base 1 to 927 and encodes 308 amino acids.